Molecule: messenger RNA, 1674 nt
Organism: Medioppia subpectinata
Lineage: Eukaryota; Metazoa; Arthropoda; Arachnida; Sarcoptiformes; Oppiidae
Source: the annotation of a GenBank genome assembly
GACACAAAUAUAAACAAAUCAUCACUUUUUUUGGUGACAAACGUCUCAAUGGUUUGCAAACAAAUGAAUCAAUGAAUCCAUUAAUUGAUUGUCUUUUCUGUGCUAUUAAUUAGUGGUGUUUUGAAUGAAUGAGUGAACCAUUGGAUCAAAUAGAGUGCAGACAUGAUUGAGAUCAGCGCUCGUCUGAGUCGUGGAGCCGUGUAUUUCACUGAAGAGACCAUCAAAUGUGUCAUCACUUUCACGAAUGUCACCCAAUUGUCCAUUCAUUGCAAUACUAAUCACACCAAUAAUGGCAUCGCGAGCGGCAGCGGAUCCAGUCAUGGAAAGCCGAAACAGUCGGCGAAUGGGAGCGGAGAAGUGGAGACUCUGUGUUGGGCUGGCGUUCAGAUCCACUGUUACUGUACUGUCGAUGAGCACCGAGUGGUGAACAACGAGUCGCAGACGUCUUCGGCGGCGGCGAUGGCCUCAACGGACACGUCAUUCAAUCCGUGUCUAAUGAAAGGAGAAAAGGGACGCGUUUUAUACGCUUCCAGUCCUAAGAUAUUGUUCUGUGAUCUAAACCUUAAGCCAAACGAAAGCAAAUCAUACGUUUAUAGCGAGACAAUACCCGAUUGGGUUCCGCCCUCUUAUAACGGCCUCAAAGUUAAAUACCACUACAAGCUAUCGAUCGGCACUCAACGGAUCCAUUCAGCCAUUCAAUUGUUACGGAUUCCCAUUCGUAUUCUUACGAUCGACAAUCACGUGAAAUCGGUGUCCAAUUCAGUCGAUACGAACCAUAGGAGGAAUUCCACUCAUAAUAACGGAUCAAAUGAUGAGAGCGACGACUGUUUUGAAGAUCAGCCACAGAAACGCAAAGACUCGGUUGUGUCCAACGACUCGAUGUCUAACUUUAUACGCAAUGAUGACACCGACUCGACCGUCAAUUCAGUGUUAGACCUAUCGCUGCAUCGACUCGACUGUUUGACAGCCAAACGCUGUCCACAGAGUUAUGUCAUAACCAAUCAAUUGGGAAAAGUGGCCAAAUUUUGUGUCUUAAAGUCCACAUUCAAAUUGGGCGAAGACAUUGUCGGCAUUUUUAAUUUCGUUGAGUCUACCGUUCCCUGCGUUCAGUUUUCAGUGACCCUUCAGAGCGAAGAAGUGAUUCAAGAAGAUUAUCGCGUCAAAGACCUUAAGCCGUCUUCUUUCACACAAACAACGAGUUAUGGAAAAUAUAAUGAAUUUUGUCUUCAUAUGAAUCACUCGCAGAUGAUAUUAUCGGUUCCGUUGACAGUGACGCCCACUUUCACCAGUGAUAUGAUAUCUGUUUCGUGGAGACUUCACUUCGAGUUCGUGACCACCAAACCGGAGGACGUGAUGAACACCGUUCGCACCGACUCUCAGGGAGUGACAGAACAGUCGCCGGCGCUGCUAAACGUGCAGACAAUGGUGUGGGACUUACCCAUUGUUAUAUACGCCACUCAUCCCAUUCAAGUGGCCCGAGGUUUUCAAAUACCGGCCGCCUCUACGCUCACUGUUUAGUCCCGACACCACUCCAAACAGUUAUAUUUAAUUUAAACCAAUUAUACAUUUAUUAAUUAAAUCAAUUUAAUUAUACUUUUAUUAAUAAUAUCUACAAUAAGUUUAUAUUUUUAAAAAACAAUUUAUUACUCUUUGAGAACUCAAUAAUAGCGCUAA